AUGCUAGUCUGCGGAACUGUUAUUCAUUCAAAACUAGCGGUACACUACGGAUACGGAAAACACUCCAAGGACCUCACGCAAAACAACCGAGUAACCGCACUUAAGUGGUUCUUUGGCGCCCAGCUCGUAUACAAGAUUGUCAUUGCGGUCAACAAACUCUCCUUCCUAUGCCUAUACCUUCGAAUAUUUCCCCAGCGCGUCUUCCGGCAAGUUUGCUUUUAUGGGUUGGGGGUGAUCACUGUUUGGGGCACGGCAUACGUCUUCCUAACCAUCUUCCAAUGCAAGCCCAUCGCUUCGUUCUGGGAUAUCACUAUAAAAAGCCCGCAAUGUCUGGAUAAAGAGGGGAUGUGGAUGUCUUAUUCGGUCAUCAAUCUCAUAUUUGACCUGGUAAUUCUCGCCCUGCCUUUAUACCCCUUGAGCCAACUACGGCUGCAACGGUCGAAGAAGAUUGGUCUCCUCGUGGUCUUCGGAAUGGGAGCAUUUGUUUGUGUCACAACAAUCAUCCGAAUCACCACCCUUGUUCAAUCUGCCAAUGACACGGAUCCGACCAGCGGUCCUAUUCCAGCCACCAUCUGGAGCGUGGUUGAAGCAAACACUGGUAUUAUUUGCACCUGUCUACCGGUCUUCAGACAUCCACUCCAGUUCUUAUUCCCGCGUCUCUUCAACUCCUCACAACCAACCACCAAUCCAUAUAGUAAACACGCGACGCGUCAUACGCCCCUUCCGAGUGGGUCUGAAAGAAACCUCACCCACGAUGAUUUAUGGCAGGAUGAUGGCAUGGAAAUGGUGAACUCAGAGACUUACAAGGCAGAUGUUGGUGGUAGAAUCAUGACAACGACUCGCAUAAACGUCUCAUAUCAACAGGACCAAUAG
Messenger RNA from Penicillium vulpinum, 873 nucleotides. RefSeq lists its product as uncharacterized. Lineage: Eukaryota; Fungi; Ascomycota; Eurotiomycetes; Eurotiales; Aspergillaceae. The record is from RefSeq and is a predicted model, not a curated record. The coding region runs from base 1 to 873 and encodes 290 amino acids. The transcript is spliced from 3 exons.